Messenger RNA from Paramecium tetraurelia, 636 nucleotides. RefSeq lists its product as uncharacterized. The record is from RefSeq and is a predicted model, not a curated record. The transcript has a single exon. NCBI's taxonomy places the organism in Eukaryota, Ciliophora, Oligohymenophorea, Peniculida, Parameciidae.
AUGAUAGCUGAAAUACUAAAGAAUUAAAGAUAUUCUUUUGUUUUAUUAGAUUUACAUUACUGUAAAAUACAAGUGCCAGUUAUAAUAACAUUUGCAUGGCAUUGUAUGAAAUGCUAUUUUAUAUUCACAUGUUGGUCUGAUGAUAUAUCUAUUAAUUCCAUAUAAUUUUUAGUAACUUUAAUUAGACAAAUUGGAAUGUCUAAUAUUCUUUCUGCUUUUGACCUAAUUAAAUUUAUAUUUUUGGUAAAUAUUCAACAACUUCAGAGCAUAUCUGCUCAAAAUUUAUUUAUGAAAGUUCUGAAAUUCACCAAAAUAAAAAUGCGAAAUGCUAGAGUUACUAUUUUAUUUAAUACAAGGUCACCAAUAAACUAAAUUUUGAUAUUAACUAUACUUCUUGAAUUGUUUAUUAAUUCCAACUUGUUAUUGGUCUUAACUUUUUGCCUUCCAUUAAAAUUUACUUUGUUUCUUCUCAAUAAGUUGACUCAUCUUGUUUUGAAAUUUAUUCUUUCUAAUUUCUAAGCGUGCUUAAAGCUUGAUAUCAUGAAGACAUAGCUUCAUUGUUUAUAUGUAUUUAAAAUAUCUACUCAAGAUUUGUGCAGUUCUACUUUUGCCAUAACCAUUUAUAGAAACGCCUGA